Messenger RNA from Patiria miniata (bat star), 1035 nucleotides. It is a transcript of the gene nus1, whose product is annotated as dehydrodolichyl diphosphate synthase complex subunit Nus1-like. The transcript is spliced from 5 exons. The record is from RefSeq and is a predicted model, not a curated record. Gene Ontology annotation, cellular component: dehydrodolichyl diphosphate synthase complex; endoplasmic reticulum membrane. NCBI's taxonomy places the organism in Eukaryota, Metazoa, Echinodermata, Asteroidea, Valvatida, Asterinidae. Bases 182 to 946 code for a protein of 254 amino acids. Gene Ontology annotation, molecular function: ditrans,polycis-polyprenyl diphosphate synthase [(2E,6E)-farnesyl diphosphate specific] activity.
ACGCUGCAGUUCGCGAUUUUGGUUUGCCGGUAGUCGGAGUUUCAUCAUGUCGUUGACUUCCUAAUAUCUUAUGGAAUGAAACAUUCAUUUUGAAUAGACUACAAGACAAUGAUUAACUGCAUAUUUAAGUAUCAUAUUGAGAAAUUUCCAUCGAGGGCUGUGAGUUCUUCACCAAGAAAACAUGGCCUUUUAUGACGGAGCUGUGCUGAAAUGCGUUCACGCCGCGCUUCAGCUGUGGACUUUUCUGUGGACGUGGUUUUAUCUGUGGGGAUGGAAGCCUUUGCUUUCGAAAGUUAAGGGUCAAAAGGCGACGUUGUCGCGGUGCAAAGAGGACAGGAAAAGCCUGCAGAAGCUGCCCUGCCAUCUUGGUCUCCUCGUAGCUGAGCAGAAGAUUUCCUACGGAGAUGUCUGUAGUUUGAUGGUGUGGAGUAUGGCGCUUGGAAUUUCCUACAUCAGUGUUUAUGAUUGGCACGGAACCUUGAAGAAGAAUGCAGUACUUGUGAAAAGCCACCUGGACAGAUUACAAGAAGAGAUAUUUGGAAAGGACAAGUCCAAAUACACAUUUCAGCUUCACCAGAGUAGCAGUAAAAAGCACAGCAGUAAUGAAGGAGCACAGGUUCACAUAUUGCUGCUGUCGCCCUCAGAUGGUAGACUUGACCUAGUCCGGACAGCAGGGGACUACUGUCAUGCCGUAGCCAACCGAAUACUCAAACCAGAGGACAUUAGCACAGACUUGGUCAACUCAAUGUUGCAUUCCACCAAAGGCUUCCCUGACCCUGAUGUACUGGUGAGGUUUGGACAGAUCGAGAGUCUUCUUGGCUACCUUCCGUGGCAAAUACGUCUCACUGAGAUCUUAUCCAUGCCAACUCACUGGGGUGUAGGUUACGAGUCAUUCCUAGAUGUCCUUCAUCAGUUCGCAGGGACGCAUCAAAGAUUUGGGAAGUAAUCAUCGAUAUGCUUAUUUUUAUGUUAAAUGUGCUUUUUAUUUGAAUGCAACAAGGCAUAUGCAUACAUUUGUACAAAGCUAAUUUUUUU